Messenger RNA from Etheostoma cragini (Arkansas darter), 1553 nucleotides. RefSeq names its product negative elongation factor complex member E (gene nelfe). Gene Ontology annotation, molecular function: RNA binding. The coding region runs from base 264 to 1343 and encodes 359 amino acids. The transcript has 11 exons. The record is from RefSeq and is a predicted model, not a curated record. Gene Ontology annotation, biological process: negative regulation of transcription elongation by RNA polymerase II. Gene Ontology annotation, cellular component: NELF complex. NCBI's taxonomy places the organism in Eukaryota, Metazoa, Chordata, Actinopteri, Perciformes, Percidae.
ACUAGCUUGCUAGCUAAACUAAGCUUGCAACAAUAGACAAACUUAAAGCUAAACUGUUAACAAGCCACACGUUUUCACAAACCUGUCUACAGCAUGUAAUUCGUUGUUCUAUUCCAGAUUUAACUCGUUUUGUGUGCGUUGCUAAAUGUAUUUGCUUGUAUUUGUUGUUGCAGAAAAUCUAAAAACGACCAGUAGCGUUUACGUCAUAUUUAUGCAUCGGUGUAUUUGUUGAGACACCACCGUUUGAAUUUGCUGCUGCCGUCAUGGUGGUGUUUCCAAAUUCACUGACGGAGGAAGAGGAGGCUCUGCAAAAGAAAUAUGCUAAACUCAAGAAAAAGAAAAAGGCACUGCUUGCCUUGAAGAAGCAGAGUUCAACUAACCAGACAAACCAGAGUGGCUUGAAACGGACUUUGUCGGACCAGCCUGUAAUUGACACUGCAACGGCAACAGAGCAAGCAAAGAUGCUGAUCAAGACGGGUGCUAUCAGCGCCAUCAAAUCAGAGAACAAAAACUCAGGCUUUAAACGCUCUCGAAUGCUGGAAAUUAAACUAAAGGACCCUGAGAAAGGCCCGAUUCCUGCUUUCUUACCAUUCCAAAGGAGUGUCUCUACAGAUGAAGAACAACCUGAGUCUGGGAAGAGAGCCAACAGGAAGUCUCUGUAUGAAAGCUUUGUCAGCUCAAACGACAGAUAUCGGGAUGAGGAGGACGGAGGCGGCAUGUCAUCCAGCCGCGAGCUGGACAGAGACAGAGACAGAGACAGAGACAGAGAGCGAGAACGAGAACGAGAACUGGAUAGAGAGCGGGACAGAGACAGGGAUAAAGACCGGGAGAGAGAGAGAGAGAGGGAUAGAGACAGAGGCAAGGAAAGAGACAGGGAACGGGACAGAGAAAGAGACCAAAGCAGAGAAAUGGAUCGAGACCGCGACAGAGAACGAGACAGAGAAAGAGAUGGACCGUUCAGACGGUCAGAUUCAUACCCAGAGCGGAGAGGGGUACGGAAAGGGAAUACGGUGUAUGUUUAUGGCUCUGGUCUCGGCGAGGACAACCUGCGCUCAGCUUUUUCUCAACAUGGAAACAUCAUCGACCUGUCUAUGGACAACCCACGCAAUUGUGCAUUUAUCACUUUUGAGAAGAUGGAGUCUGCAGACCAGGCUGUAGCUGAGCUGAAUGGAGCCACGGUGGGAGACGUUCACAUCAAAGUCAGCAUCGCCAGGAAGCAGCCCAUGCUCGAUGCUGCCACUGGCAAAUCUGUCUGGGCUUCACUGGCUGUGCAGAACAGCACAAAAGGCUCCUACAGGGACAAGAGGAACCAAGUCGUGUACAGUGAAGAUUUUCUGAGAUGAAGAAAAAAAAGAAUCUUUUUAUUUUUAUUUUGGCAUAUAGCUUUUCAUGUUUUUGUUUUAAUGACAUUGGCCAGCUGCUGUGUGUCAGCAUAGAAACAAAACCAUCUGUUGUCUUAUGGAUUAGAUUAUUUUACCUUACAGGGUUGGUAUGUGCAGUGUGGCUCAUCAAAAUUAGAGAUACUGUUACUCAAUAAAAAGUAUCCAAACAAA